AUGGCGCCCGCUGAACCAAACGCAAAGCCUUUUGAGCUCUUGACUACCGAAGAGCCAGAUUUUCCAGAAGAGCGAGAAGGAUGGAAAGGGUACAUCGAGUGGGAGCGAUACCCAGAAAAGAAGAAGAAGGCGGCAGAAAUCUUAGCGAAAUAUGACUUCCCCGUACCUCCUGAAUUCCAGAUGAAGCCGUUGCCCGAUACCAAUCCGCUUCUCGAAGGCGUGCGAUGGAAAUACUACCACUAUGCCUUGGGCAAAACACUCAAGGAUCUUCCGGCCAUUUCAUGGGAGUAUGUCAAGAAAGAGAAAGCCGAUGACAUGAUUCAUGUCCUGCAAUUUCCUUACAACGGAGAGCCGAACCGGAAGCGCCUGGUCGAAAAUGAAAUCACAGCCAACCCAGACCACUUCGUUCGAAACCAUGGUGGUGUUCCUGAGAUCGAUCCGGAGAAGUACUUCUUUGAAGUCGAAGGUCUCGUCAACACGCCAAAGAAGAUCACGCUGAAGGAGCUUCAGGAUGAGAGUAUCUUCCCACGCAUGGAGACCUGCGUUACGUUACAAUGCAGUGGUACUCGGCGUAUCGAACAGAUCCAUGACUACCCUGGAGAUGGAGACGAACUCAUCAACGCGCCUUGGGGAGAAGGUGCCAUCGGAACCGCCCGGUAUGUUGGCGUCAGUCUCAAGAAGGUCCUGAAGUACUGUGGUCUGAAGCCAGAGGGCAAGCAUGUAGAGUUCUUUGGCGCCGAUACCUACUUCAAGAAGGGCCAAGUGUACAACUACGCUGUCUCAGUGCCAACCCGCAAGGUGAAGAUCAACGAGGUCAUGCUUGCUUGGGAGAUGAACGGAGAACCAUUACCUGCCAUUCAUGGUUUCCCGCUUCGCGCCGUCGUGAUGGGGUACAUCGGUGCGAGGAGCUGCAAAUGGCUCACUCGUAUCAAUGUCAUCGACGCUCCCACCAUGGCACCCGUGCAGAUGAAGGAAUAUCUUUACUACACCCCGCAGAAUGGUAAGCAGAAUGUCACAUACAGUAACGGCUUCAGUAUCCAGACCAUGCCUGUUGCCAGCGCCAUUAUGACGCCUAUCGACAAGGACGUUAUCGUCCACGAUGGCAAGAUCCGCAUGACUGGUUGGGCCUAUAGUGGAAGUGGUUGGCCGGAGAGAGUCGAGGUCAGCAAUGAUGGAGGUGGCGUUUGGUACGAAGUGCCAUACGAGAACCUGAGUAAGAAGUACUACCACGCUUGGCGCACAUGGUGGAUCGACAUUCCAGUCGAUGCGGAAGGAUGGCUUGAAUUCUGCGUGCGUUGCUGGGACGAUGCUUUGAACACACAACCGACUUUUGUGCGGAGCGCAUGGAACUGGGAUCUUCACGUGACCUCCUCUUGCCACCGUGUCAAGCUUUACAGCGUCAACACGACCAAGCCGGCUACGCAGAAACGCCUUAAGCAACUUGAAGAGCACGGCGCUUCACUAUUGCCCAUUACCAGGCCUCUACCAUUCGACCUCCAGUCAGACGAAGACUACCUGGAGGACAUGAAGAAGCGCGGAGGUCGUGAUCCGGAAGAGUAG
Messenger RNA from Alternaria atra, 1560 nucleotides. RefSeq lists its product as uncharacterized. Gene Ontology annotation, cellular component: mitochondrion. Bases 1 to 1560 code for a protein of 519 amino acids. Gene Ontology annotation, molecular function: molybdenum ion binding; oxidoreductase activity. The record is from RefSeq and is a predicted model, not a curated record. Lineage: Eukaryota; Fungi; Ascomycota; Dothideomycetes; Pleosporales; Pleosporaceae. The transcript has 3 exons.